AUGAUGUCGUGCCUGCGUCGCCUUUUUUGCUUUUCUGCUAGCAAAUCCUCCGAACCUCGCAACCAUGGACUGAACAAUACACACAAUGUCAUUUGGCUGAGAUCUAUCCGCAAGCCAGAUGUCGAAACCCGUGUUGCUGUCUCCCAGAUCCCAGAACAGGCCAAUGCCAGGCUAGCGCUAGGCCCGGCCCCUCGGCCCAUUUCCCCAUCGACUGACGACAUGAGUGAUGACCCAUCGGUGUAUACAUCUGACACAGAUUCUCAGAUCACCGUGAGCUCCACCACCACUCAUGAGGCCUCCUCUUCGCCCGAGACCCUUGUCAAGCGCCCUGCUAUCUCUUACCAGGGUACUGAUGAUGGUCCAUCCUACAUCUCGAUCCUGCAAGAGGGCUCCGUGAGGCCUCCGCAGAUCUCAUUCGACGGUUAUGGCGCUUUCGGUGGCCGGUUCGCUCCAGAAUCCAUCAUGGGCUUCCUAAACGAGCUAAGCCUGGCCUUCGAGAGCCAUGUCACAGACACUGGCUUUUGGUCUGAGUUCGCCACCUUCCAACGAGCUGAGCCAACCCAGUUGUAUUGCGCAAGAAAGCUCACAACCCUGGCCGGUGGCGCCACAAUCUGGCUCAAGCGCGAAGACCAGAACGAGUAUGGCUCCCACAAGACACGGAACAUCAUCGGUCAGCUCCUGCUCGCCCGCCGCAUGGGCUUCGCCGAGAUCGUCACGGACUGUGCCGCAGCAAAGCAUGGCAAGUUCACGGCCGCUAUGUGUGCCCGCCUGGGCCUGCGCUGCGUCGUCAUCAUGGGUGCAGACGACGCUCAGGCCCAGCAGGAAGAUGUUGUCAAGAUGAAGCUGCUUGGGGCCAGGGUCCUCACCGCACGAACCCCAUUUGGCAUGGGCUCUCUGCGUGCUGCAAUCACCGAGGCGCUCCGCUAUUCUGUCUGCAACUACGAGUCCGCCUAUUAUCUGAUGGGAGGUCCGGUGGGGCCCAAUCCCCUGCCGACUCUCACGCGCACCUUCCAAGCCUUGCUAGGCGAGGAGGUUGUCGCCCAGAUGCACACGGAGGCCGGUCGUCAGCCUGAUGCGGUCGUUACGGCUGUGGGGAGUGGCUGUGGCGCCGUUGGGCUUUUUCGACCGUUUCUACACGAUCACAAUAUCCGGCUGAUCGGCGUUGAGGCCGAGGACGCUGCUGCCAUUACAAAAGGGAAGAUGGGGGUUCUCCAGGGGGCUCGUACCCUGAUGCUCCAGAAUGAAGAUGGCCAGAUCCUCGACUCGCAUUCCAUCUCGCCAGAUCUCAACCUUUCCAACGUGGGGCCUGAGGUGGCUCAUUGGAAGGAAUCUGGCCGGGUUGAAAUUCUGACGGCUACCGACGCAGAUGCCCUGGACGGGUUCCAAAUCCUUCAGCACCACGAGGGUAUUCUGGCUGGCCUGGACUCCAGUCAUGCGGUGAGCAACGCGAUGCGGGUUGCCAAAGAGCUCGGGCCUGGCAAGAACGUCGUACUAUUGGUAACGGGAUGCGAUACUAUUCGGACCCAAUUCUUGGUUGCUUGA
Penicillium chermesinum is the source of this 1542-nucleotide messenger RNA. Its product is annotated as tryptophan synthase. The record is from RefSeq and is a predicted model, not a curated record. Gene Ontology annotation, biological process: L-tryptophan biosynthetic process. NCBI's taxonomy places the organism in Eukaryota, Fungi, Ascomycota, Eurotiomycetes, Eurotiales, Aspergillaceae. Bases 1 to 1542 code for a protein of 513 amino acids. Gene Ontology annotation, cellular component: cytoplasm. Gene Ontology annotation, molecular function: tryptophan synthase activity. The transcript has a single exon.